CGUCGCUCGCCCGCAGCCGACUCGGCCGAAACUUCUCGGGGUCCCGCGCUCCAGGGGAGAGCGUGCAGCCCAGCGACGACCGACGGCUGGGCCGGAGCCGGGCGUCCAGGGCCCGGGGCCUCCCUCUGCGCGGCGCGAGCUCCGCACCCGACUUUCCCGCCGGCCGAGCGCGGGGUCCCGGGCGCGGAGCGGGGCGCCCUCCCGGCGGCAGGAGCGAGCGCAGGCUCCCAGGGCCGCGGCCGCCCGGGCUGGGCAGCGCGCAUCCCGCGGAGGCGGCCCGGGCCCCGGCCCCCGGCCCGGCGGGACCCGGAGCGGAGCGCGCCCGGCGCGGAUGCGGAGUCCGGUGCGGCAGCUCGAGCCGCCUGCGCGCUGAGGGGAGCGGCCCCGGCCCCGCCGUCCCCGGGCCUCCGCUCGCCGCGCCCAGCAGACCCAGCGCCGCCGUCGCUGGAGGAGCCGGAGCCCGCGAGCCUGACGAGCGGCGGGACAUGCAGGGAGCCCAGUUUUGGACGCUGGCAGUCCCAGGGGUCUUCCCAGGACACUGGGGAGGGCUGAGGCCGACCAUGCCAGGCCUGCUGCUGCUCGCUGCUGCGCUGCUCUCCAGCUGGGCUCAGCUCCCAGCCGAAGCCAGCUCCUGGUGGUCGCUAGCUAUGAACCCGGUGCAGAGACCUGAGAUGUUCAUCAUCGGUGCCCAGCCUGUGUGCAGCCAGCUUCCUGGGCUCUCCCCGGGCCAGAGAAAGCUGUGCCAGUUGUACCAGGAGCACAUGGCCUACAUAGGGGAGGGAGCCAAGAUGGGCAUCAAGGAGUGCCAGCACCAGUUCCGGCAGAGGCGGUGGAACUGCAGCACCGUGGACGAUGCCUCUGUCUUUGGGAGAGUCAUGCAGAUAGGGAGCCGGGAGACGGCCUUCACCUAUGCUGUGAGUGCCGCGGGGGUGGUGAACGCCAUCAGCAGGGCCUGCCGAGAGGGUGAGCUGUCCACAUGUGGCUGCAGCAGGACAGCGCGGCCCAAGGACCUUCCCCGGGACUGGCUGUGGGGCGGCUGUGGGGACAACGUGGAGUACGGCUACCGGUUUGCUAAGGAGUUUGUGGAUGCCCGGGAGCGGGAGAAGAACUUUGCCAAGGGAUCGGAGGAGCAGGGCCGGGUGCUUAUGAACCUGCAGAACAACGAGGCGGGUCGAAGGGCUGUGUAUAAGAUGGCAGAUGUAGCCUGCAAAUGCCAUGGCGUCUCUGGGUCCUGCAGCCUCAAGACCUGCUGGCUCCAGCUGGCUGAGUUCCGCAAGGUGGGGGACCAGCUGAAGGAGAAGUACGACAGCGCUGCUGCCAUGCGCAUCACCCGCAAAGGCAAGCUGGAGCUGGUCAACAGCCGCUUCAACCAGCCCACCCCGGAGGACCUGGUGUAUGUGGACCCCAGCCCUGACUACUGCCUGCGCAACGAGACCACAGGCUCCCUGGGCACCCAGGGCCGCCUCUGCAACAAGACCUCGGAGGGCAUGGAUGGCUGCGAGCUCAUGUGCUGCGGCCGCGGCUACGACCAGUUUAAGAGCGUCCAGGUGGAGCGCUGCCACUGCAAGUUCCACUGGUGCUGCUUCGUCAAGUGCAGGAAGUGCACGGAGGUCGUCGACCAGCACGUCUGCAAAUAGCCGGGACCACGUCCUGGCCUCCUCUCCACUCUGCCUCACAGAAGAUUAUAUAUAAAAAUCUAUAUAAAUAUAUUUUAUAUUUGUAUAAAUGAAUGGAUGAAUGAUAAUUAAAAGAUGAAAAUGGAAAGGAAAAGCUUAUUUAAGAGAUGCUAGAGGUCUUUGAGGAUUGGACUUUGCAGGUUGUCAGCUCCCAGGGGGUGGGACAAAGGGCUUUUUCCCCUCCCUCGAGGGGGGACUCUCAGGAUGUGGGACUUGGGAAUAUUUGCUGCCUAUCCACCAUGGCUUUGAGGAGAGAGGUGGUGGGUAGAAGGAGAAGAUGACUUCGUCUGGAAGUCUGGAGUCUCUGUUGGGUACAUGACUGCCCUGUGACUCCAGCCUGUGGGCCUACAGGCCCUGUGGGAGGCGGCAGGAGCUCAGUGUAGGCUUUGAAGUCUGCAGGGUCUUGCUCAGAAUAUUGACGGGUUCUGUGAGAGGGCCACUGCUUUCCUACCUUUCCAUUGUGUGCAGACCUGCAAAAGUGAGGAGCCGUCCGAUGCCAUCUCUGACCCAGGACUGCAAAGGGGCCCGCUCCUCCCUGGGCCUCUUUCCAAUGAGAAUGACUCUUCCUCCACAGUUCACUAGCUCCUGCCGCAAGUCCCCUGCACCAGGAGGAAAGCGGCCCUUUGGCCUGACAUGUUAGGAAAGACAUGGACAUGGACUGAAUGUUUGUGCCUGAGCUGCACAAAGCCGGGUGUGUAACCGUACUGAGUGAACAUUGCACUGUGCUCCCACCAGGGAGAGGAACCUUGUGAUGCUGCUGCUGUCAAGUCCUCCAACAGCGGAGGCCUCAUGAGCGACAGGAUGCGUAGCUAGGUCAGGCUCGCUGGCCUGGCAUGGUCUCUUCAUCUCUGCCCCAGAUGUACAGUUUCUCUCUGACAUUAAAUACCCUUCAUUGAAGUUUUCCUCCUUUCCUUAUCUGGACUCAUGAUUAUCUUUCGUGAGUCUCCUCUGAUUUUUUACCUAAUCCUUAGCACCCUCCUGCAUGGUGCACAUAUGGAAGAGGGUAAGGAAAUGGAAACUUUUUAGAAUUCUAGUGUGGUGAUCAGAGACAAGGACAGGAGAACGUUAUCAGAAUUAAAUAAGGUCAUGCAUCUAAGUGUUGUUCCCAAGAACUAACACAAAGUUUAAAACAAUAAAUGGUAGCUAUUAAUAUUACUAUUAUCAGCAAAAGGAUUCAGAGAUUUAAGUUUAAACCUCACAUUGACUUCCCCUUUCCCUUCUCCCUCCAUUUACAGCCUACCAAGUUAACCUGGUUUGUUCGCUGGGUCGCUGGGAAAGCACAGGCAGUGGGAUGCUCUCUGCAGGAUUCUGUGUAUUGUCAACUCCAGUUUUGGACUCCAGGGGCUGGGGCCAGGAGAGAGAGUAAGGCAGAGCUCAGGGGUCCAAGAAGGGAGCUGUUAUGUCCUAAAAAGAAGGAAGGAAUUACGAGGAGAGACGUUGAUCCGGGCUGCACUAGGUGACCAGCCUUCAGGUGAGCCAGUAACCACAUAAAGACACCUGUUUUAUUCUAGAAUGUAUUUCCUGGAAAAUAAUGGAAUUAAGGAAUUUUACCUUGAGUUAUAAUAAUACUGCAAAACAAUCUAAAACAUAUCUGCCUGAGAGUAUCCAUGGCUAUAUCUACUACUUGUAUCUUUAGUAUCUAAAGGGGAACCUUCUGACUUGACAUCAAAGACUAUAAGAUGUAGGUUAUUUUACCAGUAACUGGUUUUCACACUGUUACGCAGACUCCCGUGGUCAACAUUUUCAAGACGAGUACAUAAAAGAAAGUGAUUGAAGUCAGCUGGCCUACAAAAGACCAAAUCCAUGUCCUUGGCUUCAUUAGUUGGCAUUUAACUAAAUAAACUAACUGGCCACACAGAUCAGCAGUGAUAAUGCGGGUUUUGAAACACUGGCUGGCAUUAUUGCUUUUUGCCACACCACGUGGAGAGCAUGGAGAGUCACCGUAUACCAGGUGCUCAAAGUGUUUAAGAGCUGAAAUCCAACUCAUCCUUAGAAACUACAGGAAAUUCAUUGAGAGUGACUUGUCCACUAUCCUAAAAUGUGACUUCUAUGCUCAUUAAGGGAGGUGGGCCAUCUUAAUUAUGUUGAGGUCUUCCUAUGGCAAGAGAAUGGAGUAAAUUGUUAAUGUUUCUUUCUGAUGUGGAGAGCAAAUCAUGUGUUCAAGUACCAAUGUGACUAUUGCAUCCACUGACCACCAGGGUUAG
This is a messenger RNA of Myotis myotis, 3880 nucleotides long. RefSeq names its product Wnt family member 5B (gene WNT5B). Gene Ontology annotation, molecular function: cytokine activity; frizzled binding. Bases 486 to 1637 code for a protein of 383 amino acids. The transcript is spliced from 5 exons. Lineage: Eukaryota; Metazoa; Chordata; Mammalia; Chiroptera; Vespertilionidae. Gene Ontology annotation, cellular component: extracellular region. The record is from RefSeq and is a predicted model, not a curated record. Gene Ontology annotation, biological process: neuron differentiation; multicellular organism development; cell fate commitment.